AUGGGAUUCAGAAUCGGCUUCGUACCCGAGCACUUCUCGACGCCGAUCCACUUUGCGCAAAAGCACUACGGACUCGAUGCGGAACUGGUUCCGUUCCCAUCCGGAACGGGCCAUAUGAUUACGGCGCUGCGGGCCGGGGAGAUCGACGUGGGCAUCGGCUUGACGGAGGGCUGGGUGGCCGGGUUGGGCAAGGCGCAAGAGGCCGGCGAGGAGGAUGGGGGAUACCGGCUCGUCGGGACCUAUGUUGAAACACCGUUGUGCUGGGCCAUCUCGACGGGCGCGGACCGUCCCGAGAUCCAGUCGGUUGACUCGCUGCAGGGCGGAAAGAUCGGCGUGUCGCGCAUAGGUUCCGGGAGCUACGUGAUGGGGUAUGUGCUGGCGGACGAGCGUGGGUGGCUGGUGCCGACGGCGGCCGUGGGCACGGCCAAGGAGCAGGCAUCACCGUACUCAGACACGGUGGUGCUCAACACCUUUGAGAAGCUCCGCGGGGCCGUCAACUCGGGCGAGGCCGACUUCUUUAUGUGGGAGCACUUCACGUCCAAGCGCUACUACGACAACGGCGAGAUCCGCAAGGUCGGCGAGAUCUACACCCCCUGGAGCAGCUGGAAGAUCGUCGCGUCGACCCGCCUCCUGUCCGCUGAGUCGCCGCAGGACACCUCUCGUAUCGAUGACCUGCUCGACAAGCUCAACCUGGGCAUCCGGCACUUCAACGAGCACACCGAAGAGGCAGUGCAAUACAUCAGCACCCAGUUGGACUACUCGGAGGCAGACGCGCGCGAGUGGCUCAAGACGGUCCGCUUCCCCGAGCGCACCCAGGGUGUGGACCCCCAGGUGGUUGACAGCACAGUUGAGAUUCUGUGCAAGGCGGGUGUGUUGGCCGUGGGCGGUGGUGUAAACGCGCCGGCUAUGAUUGAGAAGACGCGGUAG
Molecule: messenger RNA, 927 nt
Organism: Dichotomopilus funicola
Lineage: Eukaryota; Fungi; Ascomycota; Sordariomycetes; Sordariales; Chaetomiaceae
Exons: 2
Coding region: 1-927 (308 amino acids)
Source: RefSeq, a predicted model, not a curated record